Abrus precatorius (Indian licorice) is the source of this 983-nucleotide messenger RNA. RefSeq names its product cationic peroxidase 2-like. The transcript is spliced from 3 exons. The record is from RefSeq and is a predicted model, not a curated record. NCBI's taxonomy places the organism in Eukaryota, Viridiplantae, Streptophyta, Magnoliopsida, Fabales, Fabaceae. Gene Ontology annotation, cellular component: plant-type cell wall; plasmodesma. Gene Ontology annotation, molecular function: peroxidase activity; heme binding. Gene Ontology annotation, biological process: hydrogen peroxide catabolic process; response to oxidative stress. Bases 1 to 975 code for a protein of 324 amino acids.
AUGCAUAUUAUUCCUUAUAAAAUGGAGGGUGGUAAUUUGUGGAACAAAAGCUUCCUUCUAGUGUUAGCUCUGGCUGUUGUAAACACGGUGAAUGGACAUGGCACACGUGUGGGAUUCUAUUCACACUCAUGUUUUCGAGCGGAGUGCAUUGUUAAAUCCACAGUUGAAUCCUACGUUAAGUCUGACCCAACUCUUGCUGCUGGGUUGCUCAGGUUGCAUUUCCAUGAUUGCUUUGUGAGAGGUUGUGACGCUUCCGUUCUCAUUGAUGGCCACGAUACUGAGAGAAGAGCACCUCCAAACGUUAAUUUGAGAGGCUUCGAUGUUAUUGAUGAUGCAAAGACACAACUCGAGGCUGCGUGCCCUGGUGUUGUAUCUUGUGCUGAUAUCCUUGCCCUUGCUGCUCGUGAUGCCGUUGUUCUGAGUGGUGGAUACGGUUGGGGAGUGCGCACUGGACGUAGAGAUGGAAGGGUUUCAAUUGGAUCGGAAACUGGUUCUUUGCCCUCUCCUAAUGAUACCGUUGCAAUUCUGAAGCACAAGUUUUCAGUUCUUGGUCUUAACAUUCGAGACCUUGUCAUUCUUGCUGGUGGGCACACGAUGGGUACAACUGCUUGCAAAUUCUUGGCAGACAGAAUAUACAACUCAAAUGGCACCGAUCCUUCCAUCGAUCCUUCUUUUAUUCCAUUUUUGCGGCAAAUUUGCCCACAAAAUGAACCGACGAGGCGAGUGGCACUAGACACAGGCAGCCAAUUAAGAUUUGACACGUCAUACUUCGCUCACCUUAAGAAAGGGCGAGGAGUUCUCCGUUCUGAUCAGUUGCUUUGGAGCGAUGCAUCGACGCGGAAGAUUGUCAAGAAAUACUCAUCCACAGCUCUCUUCAAACUCAAAUUUGGUAAGUCUAUGGUGAAGAUGGCCAAUAUUGCUGUCAAAACCGGUGUUAACGGUGAAAUUCGCAAGACUUGUUCUGCUGUUAAUUAGUUUUACUA